Messenger RNA from Pogona vitticeps (central bearded dragon), 2415 nucleotides. It is a transcript of the gene ATP6AP2, whose product is annotated as ATPase H+ transporting accessory protein 2. The record is from RefSeq and is a predicted model, not a curated record. Gene Ontology annotation, cellular component: membrane; external side of plasma membrane. NCBI's taxonomy places the organism in Eukaryota, Metazoa, Chordata, Lepidosauria, Squamata, Agamidae. Gene Ontology annotation, biological process: positive regulation of Wnt signaling pathway. Gene Ontology annotation, molecular function: signaling receptor activity.
UGAUUGGAUUAUACUUCCUCUUUCUGCUCCUCUCCAGGGAAGCUUCGGGGUGUCGUUGACAGGGCGAGCAGAGAUGGCGGGGAUCCGGUGGACCGGGCUGGCUUUGUGGUGGGCGUCAGCGCUUGUGGCCGGUAUUUCUGCUAAUGAAUUCAGUGUAUUUAGAUCUCCGGAGUCAGUUGUUUUCCGUGAAGGAAGUUGGCCAAUACCCGGAGAACGAAUCCCAGAUGUGGCAGCGUUAUCCAUGGGCUUCUCCAUUGAAGAUGAUCUCUCUUGGCCUGGACUGGCAGUAGGUGAUCUCUUCAGACGACCUCGAGCUACAGUUCUUGUUACCGUGAAAGGAAUAGACAAAUUGACAUUGCCCAAGAAUGGCAUAUCUUACCCAAUUGAGAAUGCAGUUCCUUUCAGCCUGGAUGGUGUUGCAAAUACAAUUCAUACCUUGUUUUCAGAGGAAACUCCUGUAGUUGUACAGCUAGCACCUAGUGAAGAGAGAGUUUAUAUGGUGGGAAAGGCAAACUCUGUAUUUGAGGAUCUUUCUGUCACACUCCGGCAGCUUCGGAAUAGAUUAUUCCAGGAUAAUUCCAUUCUGGCUUCUCUUCCCCUCAACUCAUUAAGCAGAAACAAUGAGGUUGAUCUACUCUUCUUAUCAGAAUUACAAGUUUUGCAUGAUAUCACAAGCUUGCUCUCUAGGCACAAACAUCUAGCCAAGGAUCAUUCACCAGAUCUGUAUUCUCUAGAGCUUUCUGGGUUAGAAGAAAUUGGCAAACGCUACGGGGAAGAAUCACAGCAGUUCAAAGAUGCUUCUCAAAUUCUUGCAGACUCCUUACAAAAGUUUGCAGAUGAGAUGUACAACCUCUAUGGUGGGAAUGCAAUAGUAGAAGUAGUGACAGUGAAGACAUUUGAUACUCCCUUUGUGAGGAAGUCACGAUCCAUCCUGCAGUCAACCUCCCAGAGCAAACCUGAAAAUCCAUAUAACUUAGGAUAUCCAUACAACUUCAACUAUGCUGUUGUCUUCAACAUAGUGUUCUGGAUUAUGAUAGGUCUUGCCAUAGCUGUGAUUGUUAUCUCCUACAAUCUCUGGAACAUGGAUCCAGGUUAUGACAGCAUCAUUUAUAGAAUGACCAACCAGAAGAUUAGAAUGGAUUGAGCUUAAGAUUCAAGUCAGAGGGUUCUUCCAGCAUUUUGGCAUGGUUCAGAAUGGACUCUUGCAGCUAUUUCUGUAAAGUAUCACCUUGUUUCCUUGAGGAUAUGUUCAAAAAUGUUAGCAUUUGGGUACAGUCUGUUUGCAAACUGAUGCAGUACAUUAUGAAAGCAUGAGUGAACACCCACUGAUUAUGUAUAAAUGAGUAUUUUGUGAUUGUGCAAUACAUUUUGAGCUUUAGAAAUACCCCCCCCCCGGUAUUAUGUGUGAGUAAAUGUGUGAAACAAAUGCACUGAAAGUAUCCUAGCAACUUGCUUUAUGUUAAAUUCUUUACACUGGCAGUUUAGGAUGUUCUUUUGCAACUGUGUUAUGGAUCAUAAAUUAUAAAGGUUUGCCUGUGUAAAUACUUCUUAGUUGAUUUUUGUAGUGAUUUAGUGCUGCUCUUGCUGAACCCUUGCUAUAAAAUCACCUUUAACCAUAUCUGUUGCAUUAAGGUAGAACCUGGCUUAUGUGAAUGUGCACUUGUAAUGAAUAUUUUGUCUAAAACAUUUGCACAGAAGUAAUCUGGAACAACAGAUCAAUGCAUGUUUGUGUAGCAGUAUAGGAUUUUAUAGUUAAAUGUCACUGGAUUGUACCAAUAAUGUUGGCUUUAAAAAUAACCAGUUCUGUUCAUGAUUCCCCCUUUCUCGUGUGAUUUUGGACCAGUUUUCAAACUGAGAAAUGGCACAUGAUUUUCUUUUGUCAAGUAGGGUCUAUGUUAUGCUCACAAAGCUUGGCUUUCUUACAGAAACAGCUAGAAGAUGUUUCUCAACAUCCACUGGAAGUUGAGUCUUGCAUUUAGUACCCAACAGGCCACAGGCAGAAUCUUUGAACAUUUUUCUACACUAGUAACACUGAAGAUUGUGUUAACUGUUAAUAUGACCUCUGUCUGGUUGCCAUGAGGCAUGUUCAGUUGUACAAAACACAUAUUCAAACUCUAGUGCAAAAAGUGAAAGGGGUACAUUGCCAAUUUUAAGUGGUUCUUCAUGCAUUAACAGAAUAGACAGACAAGCUUUUAUAUGUGUGCAAAAAUGUAUUAUUUCCAACCACCUGUUUGCCAUUUAUUAUUUUGUUUCAGUUAAAGAAUCAUAAGCAUAUGUUCCAUGUGUGCAAUAACUACUCACUCAUUUGCAUCACCUACAUAUAUAAACAGAAACAUACUGAAAGUACUUGAAUUCCAGUGGGAACAAAUUUUGUUUUAGUAAUCAGCCUCUACAUUAAAUAUUUAUUUUCUUCAA